GGGCGUGGCUCCGGGAGACUGGUAGGCGGGCCCUAGGUUGAAGGGUCCCUACUGGGGCUGAGUGGGGAAAAGGGUUCAUUGUGGAGGUGGGAGGAGCUAGGAGAAGGGGUGGAGUUUGUCUAGGGAUGAAGCUUUCUGAAAGUGAUGGGCAUAGUGGAGGGGGGUGGGGUUUCAGCGUGUAAUUUGGGGGCGUCUUUAGUGGAAAGUCCGUGGUGGAAAUUGGGAUUCUCUGGUUGCUAAGACGGUAAAGCGUCUGCUCGCAAUGCGGGAGACAUGGGUUCGAUUCCCGGGUCGGGAAGAUCCCCUGGAGAAGGAAAUAGCAACCCACUCCAGUACUCUUGACUAAAAAAUUCCAUGGAUGGAGGAGCCUGGUGGGCUACAGUCCAUGGGGUCGCAAAGAGUCGGACACGACUGAGCGACUUCGCUUCGCUUUAGUGGAAAUAGCAGGUCUUUAUAACUGCAGGUGAAAUGACUUAGAGAAGAUGGGGAUGGUGUUAGAGAGGAAUGGCUGAGGUGGCGAGAGAGGGAGAUUGAUGGGGCCUUGGAAAGAAAGGGGUUUGCCUAAAACCUGAGCUUAAGGAAAAAGUGAGCGGGAUUUAGGAGGUGGAUCUUGGAGAAGGGAUAGGGACUUCAAGAGGAAGCUCGGAGGAAUUUAGCAGACAUCAUUUAAUCAAAACAGCUUAGCUGUUGAGUCUUUGCUGUGCGGCCAGUAAGCACUUGGCGCAUGUGGCCACAAUUUUGCUUAGUCCUCACCACCUCCUGAGGUAGGUCCUCCUAGUACCCUAUUUUGUGGAUGGAAAUAGAAUCGGCUGGUUUUCUCAAGGAUAGUCAUGGUCACCCUGGAAGGUUGAUUCAUAUGCCCUUAACCCAAAAUCUUUGUUCUUUCAUUGGCUAAGAAUGUCAGCCUUCCUCUGAAGAUGACUUUCAUCUUCAAAGAAGAGAGGGGGUGGCUUUCAGAAAUACAACAGGCUUCAGGAACAAGGAGACUUUGGAAGGAGUAGAGAGAGCCCCCACCCGCCACUGCCCUUGCACCGCGCCGCCAUGGAUGAUGCGCCGCUGCCAGCGCCCCCGCUCCCCGCCCGGGCCCCGGCCCCGGCUCCGCCCGCUGCUGCCCCCCGCGUCCCGUUUCACUGCAGUGAGUGUGGCAAGAGCUUUCGCUACCGCUCGGAUCUGCGGCGCCACUUCGCUCGGCACACUGCGCUCAAACCCCACGCGUGUCCGCGCUGUGGCAAGGGCUUCAAGCACAGCUUCAACCUGGCCAACCACCUGCGCUCGCACACCGGCGAGCGACCCUACCGCUGCUCCGCCUGCCCCAAGGGGUUCCGAGACUCCACCGGCCUGCUGCAUCACCAGGUCGUCCACACUGGUGAGAAGCCGUACUGCUGCCUCGUCUGUGAGCUCCGCUUCUCCUCGCGCUCCAGCCUGGGCCGCCACCUCAAGCGCCAGCAUCGUGGGGCGCUCCCGUCCCCGCUGCAGCCCGGCCCAGGCCUGCCCGCCCUGAGCGCGCCCUGCUCCGUCUGCUGCAACGUGGGGCCCUGCUCGGUGUGCGGGGGCGCGGGGGCGGGCGGGGCCGGCGCCAGCGGCGAGGGUCCAGAGGGGGCAGGCGCCGGCGCUGGGGGCUGGGGGCUGGCGGAGGCCGCGGCGGCCGCAGCGGCGGCCUCCCUGCCCCCGUUCGCUUGCGGCGCGUGCGCGCGGCGCUUCGACCAGGGCCGUGAGCUGGCGGCCCAUUGGGCGGCGCACACCGACGUGAAGCCCUUCAAGUGCCCGCGCUGCGAGCGCGACUUCAACGCGCCCGCGCUGCUGGAGCGGCACAAGCUGACCCACGAUCUGCAGGGCCCCGGCGCGCCCCCGGCGCAGGCCUGGGCCCCCGGGGCCGCGGGCGAGGGCGGCGAGGCUCAGCCAGCCUGGGACGGCGGGCUGCUCCUGGGCCGCGCCGGGGGCGGCGUGCCUGAGCUGGGGGUGCUGCUCCCCGAGGGCGGCGGCGAGGCGCCCGCGGAGCCGUCGGAAGACACGCUGUACCAGUGCGACUGCGGGACCUUCUUCGCGUCGGCGGCGGCGCUGGCCAGCCACCUGGAGGCGCACUCGGGCCCCGCGGCCUACGGCUGCGGCCACUGCGGGGCGCUGUACGCGGCGCUGGCGGCCCUGGAGGAGCACCGGCGCGCCAGCCACGGCGAGGGCGCGGGCGCGGGCGGCGCGGAGGCGGCGGCAGCGCCCGCCCGCGAGGGGGAGUCCCCGUCCGGGGAGCCCGCGUCUGCCUCGGGCCGCGGCAAGAAGAUCUUUGGCUGCUCCGAGUGCGAGAAGCUGUUCCGCUCGCCGCGCGACCUGGAGCGGCACGUGCUGGUGCACACGGGCGAGAAGCCGUUCCCGUGCCUGGAGUGCGGCAAGUUCUUCCGUCACGAGUGCUACCUCAAGCGCCACCGGCUGCUGCACGGCGCCGAGCGGCCCUUCCCCUGCCAUGUCUGCGGCAAAGGCUUCAUCACACUCAGCAACCUCUCCAGACACCUGAAGCUGCACCGGGGCAUGGACUGACGCGGCCGGGCCGUGCGCCCCGCCAUCCGACCUCCCCUCCGCGGCGGGCUGGACUCAGGCCCCGGGCCCCGGAAACCUAGGGACCACGAGGGAGGCUCCCCACCGGCCCUCCAGAGCCAGGCACGGGCCCGGGGAAGAGGGGACCCUGGCUGGAGGACAGGCGACCACCCAGCGCCUGCACGGGCCCCUCAGCUGGUGGGCGGCAAGACUAACCUCGAGGGUCCCGGAUCUAUGGAGAGACUCCUAACCUCGAGGCCCCUGGAUCACGUGCUGAGCACCCCUAAGUCAAUCGGCCUCUAAGAUGUGGGGACCUGGGGAUGACAAAGGGGUCUCCACAAGUCCUUCUCCUCUUGGGGGCCCUAAUAAUAAAAGACGGGCACCCCCUUCCCCACCCCAGGGAAGACUAACCCUCUUCCUAAGAGCCAUCAUUCCAACCACCUAGAUCUGGAGAAUGGGGGGAACCAUGUCCCCGGAUUUCCCUGGAUCCCCCCGCAAAUGCUACCCACCAGGAAUCACUGGUGCCCCCAGAUAACAGAUAUAGCCGGAAUCUGCCUCCUCCCCUGUCACUUAUACCCUGUGUGGAAAGAGGACCAGGGUAGUUGCCCGGUCUCGCUCCCCUACUACGGAAUGGAUGGACCCUAAUGAUCUUUCCCGCCCCUCAAAACUUAGAAUAGGCUGGUUCAGAAUCCUACACCCCCCGCCCCCUGUAGGAUGGACUGAUCGGGAUGCACGUAGACUCCACCCCGUGUCCGCUGGAAUGGGCGGGUGCGGGUUGCGGCCUGCACGCCACUCCUUAAGGCGAAUAGGGCAGACAUUCCUCCCCUCCCUCCAGCGUGGGGGCCGGUCCGCGUCAUCCCCCGCUCUGUGAGCUCAAGAGUGGGGCGUGGGGUUCACCGGGGUGCCCCUCUCGCUCUACUGUAGCACCUGUCAGUCUUUCCAUCUCCGUCAGUUUGUCUCCGUGUUCUUCCCAGCGCCAAGGGGAAGGGGGGUUUGGCUGGGGAAGUGUCCCCUGUGAGCCUUGACCUCGCCCCCUCGCCCCACUCCCCAGCUCCUCCUGGACCCCAAUAAACGCUGUCCUUUCAGCUGC
This is a messenger RNA of Budorcas taxicolor (takin), 3616 nucleotides long. It is a transcript of the gene FIZ1, whose product is annotated as FLT3 interacting zinc finger 1. Gene Ontology annotation, biological process: regulation of transcription by RNA polymerase II. Gene Ontology annotation, molecular function: DNA-binding transcription factor activity, RNA polymerase II-specific; RNA polymerase II transcription regulatory region sequence-specific DNA binding. Lineage: Eukaryota; Metazoa; Chordata; Mammalia; Artiodactyla; Bovidae. Bases 1042 to 2529 code for a protein of 495 amino acids. The transcript is spliced from 3 exons. Gene Ontology annotation, cellular component: nucleus. The record is from RefSeq and is a predicted model, not a curated record.